This is a messenger RNA of Echinococcus granulosus, 564 nucleotides long. Its product is annotated as CUG-BP- and ETR-3-like factor. Gene Ontology annotation, molecular function: RNA binding. The record is from RefSeq and is a predicted model, not a curated record. The coding region runs from base 1 to 564 and encodes 187 amino acids. NCBI's taxonomy places the organism in Eukaryota, Metazoa, Platyhelminthes, Cestoda, Cyclophyllidea, Taeniidae. The transcript has 4 exons.
AUGGACAGUGGUGUUGACAUGCGAGAGACAUCUCACUCAACCUCCUCCUGUUCCUCUCGAGUUGGGGCCUACUCCACUGACUCCUCUUCCACCACACCCUCGUCGAAUGAACGACGCGGAGGAUUAGCUACGACAACUUCGAUCUCGGCCACGGCAACACCUACCACACCUGUAGGCGGUGUGAACGCCCUGAAGUUGUUCAUUGGUCAGAUCCCACGAUUUAUGAAUGAGGCGGACAUAAGACCUAUCUUUGAGGAAUUUGGACCCAUUUCUGACAUCCUCGUAUUAAGGGACAAGCUGACUGGCAUUCACAAAGGCUGUGCAUUCAUCACUUUUUGCAAACGAGACUCCGCAGUACGAUGUCAGGAGACGUUGCACGAGAAGAAGAUCCUUCCAGGCAUGGCUCGACCCCUACAGGUGAAGGCGGCGGACUGCGAACGCAAGUCCGUCCUUUUUGCCAAUAUUAACCCCUCCUGUCCCCUCCUCCCCCACUACUACCGUACCAGCGGGUUCUUUGAGGGAGGGGAAAGGGCCCUUACCCUCCUGAAACAAAAAACUGGUUAG